Molecule: messenger RNA, 534 nt
Organism: Colletotrichum lupini
Lineage: Eukaryota; Fungi; Ascomycota; Sordariomycetes; Glomerellales; Glomerellaceae
Exons: 4
Coding region: 1-534 (177 amino acids)
Source: RefSeq, a predicted model, not a curated record
AUGAUCUUUAGGAUGUUGCGGGAUAACUUUGACGACGGGUCAAAGCUAAAGAACAAGCAGAACCUGGCGCACGAGGGCUACGUCUGCAUCAGCAAGAACCAGACAUUGGGGGGUGAAGUUGCCCACACUGGACAUGGUCUCCAAGUCUGGGUUGUUAAGGACCAUCGACCCGGUGAUCCAGGUUUCGUACGCAAAGGCCGACCCAAUACCCCGGAGAUGAUCAGGCGCUACAUCCUGGCUGCGGUCAGCAACAAGAACGUAUCCACUAUCCUAUACAACGUCUUCCAGGAGCUCAAGAACCUGGAUCCGAGGAACCGCUCGUACAUGGUCGUCGACUUGAAUGUCAACACCUCAAGGCUGCUUGCACAGAAGACGAGGCUCAGAAUCUUGAACUGCGACGCGGAAACCAGUCUAUUGAAGCAGGUCAAGGCCUUCAUGAGGUCGUUCGGCAACAUCAUGAUCUUUAACGGCACGUUCCAAGACUUCUUGGAGAUCAAUACCCUGCUGUCGAAGAACGUUCCCCCGUCUACGUAG